Messenger RNA from Manihot esculenta (cassava), 875 nucleotides. RefSeq names its product WUSCHEL-related homeobox 5. Lineage: Eukaryota; Viridiplantae; Streptophyta; Magnoliopsida; Malpighiales; Euphorbiaceae. The transcript is spliced from 2 exons. The record is from RefSeq and is a predicted model, not a curated record. The coding region runs from base 3 to 698 and encodes 231 amino acids. Gene Ontology annotation, molecular function: DNA-binding transcription factor activity; DNA binding. Gene Ontology annotation, biological process: plant organ development.
AAAUGAGGGGCUUGUAUUCUAUUAUAUAUAUGCACACGAGUCCUUAUCUUUUGAGUUCAGAAGCUCAGAAAGAAAGUUUAGAGACUUCUACAGACAUCAAAGUUAUUAACAUUUUUGAGUUGAGAGAUAUUAUGGCAGAGAGAACAUCAAGCUUUUGUUGUACAAAAGCAAAAGCACGAAAUGGUAUUCGUGCAAGUAGUGAUGAUGGUAAUAAUUGCGGUUCCGGAACAAAGUGUGGGCGUUGGAACCCUACUUCUGAACAAGUUAAAGUUCUGACUGAGUUGUUCAAGUCCGGACUUCGAACUCCGAGCACUGAUCAGAUCCAGAAAAUCUCCUCUCAGCUUAGUUUCUACGGCAAGAUCGAGAGCAAGAACGUAUUUUACUGGUUUCAAAAUCAUAAAGCUAGAGAAAGACAGAAGCGGCGUAGGGUUUCUGUAGAUGAGAAGGAGAUCAUCAUUCGUAGAGAUGAUAGUCUUUCAGCAGCUUCUGCAAGAUAUUUUUCUGAGAUAAGUAAUGUUUCUGUGCCAGAAAGAGUGAUUGAAACACUGCAACUUUUCCCAUUAAACUCAUUCAAUGAAGGAGAAUCAGAGAAGCUUAGAUUUCAAGAAAAUGAAUGCAAAGAACCCACAUCUUUUUCCUACAGGUUUGGUGCAGAAAUGGAUCAUCCACCAUUGGAUCUGCGAUUAAGCUUUCUGUAAAACAAGAGAUCUUGGAGUUAAUGGGUAGGAAGAAUGUUUUAGCUAGGGUUAUCAUGAAGGAAUUGUAAGAUAUAAGUAUGUUUCAGCUAGGGUUAAUCUUGAUUGUUUAAUUGUUGUUUUAUAUUUUUCUUUGAAUUCGAGAACUUAAUUUUAAAGACGAUUUCAGAAUUAAGCAAU